CGUGACUGGACUGUUGGGAUUCAACGCUCGGAGAACAGAGCACAAAUUUCCUACACGAUUGAAGACAAAGCAUAAUAAUCUCGUUCUCAUUUUCAUUCUUGUUCUCAUUCAAUUUGCAAGUUUCGCAGAGUUUGAUUCUCAGGCAGUGAAAAUGCAAGCAGCAGUGAUCAGUCAACACCCAUAUUUUCCCGAGGACGCGUCCAUCCCGGACUUUGUAUCAAAUGACAAAUCCUUGACAGAUAUUGUACUCCCCUUCGCGGGCACAAUCACCUGUAUUCUGGCAGCAUCGGCCAUACUUUCGAAACGUAUCAAUCCGAGUCUGAGUCUGACUGACUUGGGUCAAGUCUGCUGGUUUGUUCUCAGUGGCUAUUUGCACUUGUUCUUUGAAGGUUACCUGAUUCUCAAUUACGAACGCGUUGCAAAUUCCAAUGAGUUGUUUGCUCAGCUUUGGAAAGAGUACUCACUGAGUGACUCGAGAUACCUCACAGCUAAUACGUUUGUGAUUAGUAUUGAAACUAUCACAGUGCUGUUCUGGGGACCAUGCUGUAUCGCCACUGCGUUCUGCAUUGCCACGAGGCAUAACCUGCGGUACCCGCUCUCAAUCAUAGUGUGUAUGGCUCACCUAUAUGGAGUGGUACUCUACUACGCAACAAGCUUUGCAGAUAUGGAGAUCAAGGGGGUCGCGCACAGCAGGCCCAAAUUUCUGUACUUUUGGGUCUACUUUGUUGGCAUGAAUUUGCCCUGGGCAAUCGUUCCGUCGGCUAUUCUUUGGGCAUCUAUCAAGAAGAUAUGUUGGGCUCUUGAUCUGGCGGAUCGAGCGGACAGUCACCUGAAGUCAUCUGAUCUCCAGUACAGCACCAACGCCGCCAAGAAGAUUCAAUAAGUGCUCAAAGCUUGACUUCAUGGCUGGUUUCAAGAUUGCGGAGGAACUGGACAAUCCUGUCACACAUCCAUUCUUGCGCGCCUGGGUCUCUGACGGUAUGAGAGGCGCCUGGUAUCAGACCAGAUAGCUCACUGAUUACUCCGGCCGGAGCUAGCUUCUUCCACCGGCCGAGGAGAGCCUCUACAUCAAUAGACUUGGGCACAUGCUCGUCUUCACCGGAUGGCAGUACCAGUGCGGGCUUCCGGAAGUUGGCCCAGAAGGAGGCAAUCUUGUCGUCUGUAAGAUCCGAUGAAAAGAAGUCGUCUUCGCCA
This is a messenger RNA of Pyricularia oryzae 70-15, 1194 nucleotides long. RefSeq lists its product as uncharacterized. The coding region runs from base 152 to 883 and encodes 243 amino acids. Gene Ontology annotation, cellular component: membrane; endoplasmic reticulum. The record is from RefSeq and is a predicted model, not a curated record. The transcript has 5 exons. Gene Ontology annotation, biological process: sterol biosynthetic process. NCBI's taxonomy places the organism in Eukaryota, Fungi, Ascomycota, Sordariomycetes, Magnaporthales, Pyriculariaceae. Gene Ontology annotation, molecular function: steroid Delta-isomerase activity; cholestenol delta-isomerase activity; C-8 sterol isomerase activity.